AUGUAUUCAUUAAUUCGAAAUCAUGUGGCACGAGUGUUACAACAAGAUCUAACCGCUGUCAUCAGUCCAUUAUCUCGUUCAAUUACAGCAAAUAUUCCUCAAAGGAAAACGAAUGACGAUCGAACUGCGUCUAAUUCACAACAGUCACCAAAGAUAGAGAAAACAUCGGAGAGUAAAGUUCCAUGGAAAGCCAAUGUGAUUGAAAUGCCAGUGGCGAUGGGUCCCCAAUAUAUUACUGAUAAUUAUCGUGAACAUCGUGAAGGCGGCUUUUACUAUGAUCAUCGAAUAAUCAUACCUGAAAUGCCUGAACAAUAUACAGUAAAACCAUUUCAAACACGAAAAACAGGUGGAAACCAUCCAGACACUGGUCGAAAAGAAUAUCGUCGAGUGGGUGGUGGUUUGAAAAAGACUUGGCUGUGGAUUGACUGGAUGCGACAAGGGCCUACGGAGGGACCACCCUUAGUCGAACGUGUAAUUCGUAUAAUGAAUAGUGAUUGUCAUACCGCGAAAGUUGCUUUAAUUGGCCAUGGAAAUACACUUCGAUAUAUCCUAGCAACCGAAAAUCUUAAAGUCGGCGAUCUUGUUAAAACAUCUGGAGAAAUACCAAAAAAUCCCGUAAAAGCAAGUGAAGGUGACGCCUAUCCAGUCGGUGCAUUACCUGUCGGUACGAUCGUCAAUUGCGUCGAAGGUUAUCCAGGACAAGGUGCCAAAUAUGCCGUCAAUGCUGGUACAUUCGCAACACUGAUGAAACGUGUAGAUAAUCGAUGUAUCUUACAACUACCAACAAAACAUGAAAUAUCUAUACUUGAACAAUGUAUGGUCACAGUUGGUCGAUUAUCCAAUGUUGAACAUAAUGAAUUCAUAUACGGUAAAGCUGGUGCUACACGUUUAAUGGGUAUCCGGCCAAAACUUGGUUUAUUUCAUCCGAAAACAGCUCGAUUUGGACGAAGACCGUUUCGACCAAAACCUAUACUUGUCAUCACGGGGGAAAAACCAGACUAUCCAAAUGUGAUCCGAUUAGAACAUCCUUCACUUGACCCUUAUAGAUAA
Adineta ricciae is the source of this 1050-nucleotide messenger RNA. The record is from the annotation of a GenBank genome assembly. NCBI's taxonomy places the organism in Eukaryota, Metazoa, Rotifera, Eurotatoria, Adinetida, Adinetidae.